This is a messenger RNA of Daldinia caldariorum, 894 nucleotides long. RefSeq lists its product as uncharacterized. NCBI's taxonomy places the organism in Eukaryota, Fungi, Ascomycota, Sordariomycetes, Xylariales, Hypoxylaceae. The transcript is spliced from 3 exons. The record is from RefSeq and is a predicted model, not a curated record. The coding region runs from base 444 to 671 and encodes 75 amino acids.
AAAUGCAGUGGCGUUACGGACAGACCAACUUCCAGUCCUAGUAAUCUUUCAACCUUUAACACAAUAUCCCUCGUAAACUCGGGCACAAGCUCGGGCACAGGUAACAUCUUUAGAUUUAUCCGAUCGAACUGAGACAAUGCGAAGCAGGGAAAAAAGAGAUGUUUAAGUGAAAGGUAAAUUCUUGGAAAUAUAGAUCGAGAUCAGCAUGCGCCCUGGAUUACGUAUCUUGGCAUUUGGUGGACGUCAUCGCACAUAUCAGACCGAACGCAGUCAGCUUUGUGAAGAGUUCCAAGCCACGUACGGCAGCAUCAUAUAAAUGCUAAGGAUGCUCCCAGCCUUAUAUCGAGCAAUUAUCCAUUAUCCUAAAGUCUGUACUAUAAUCUCCAUCUUCUUAUCCUCCCCGUAAAAAAAAAGACUAUCAGAUAAUCUCAUAUUCAAUAACGAUGGAUUCCCUCAAGAAAUUCGCUGCCGGAAAUUCUCAAGCUUCUGGCAAUGCCGGCACUCAACAAUCUGGCGAGAAGAAGGACAUUGGAGACAAAAUCGCUGGGUUUAUGAAUAAGAAAGAGGGCGGCAAACUGUCCGAUAAACAACUAGAAACCGGCACCGAUACGGCUCGUAAGAUGUACGAGAAGGCGACUGGAAAUAAGGUAGAUCCUAGGAUUUCCAAUUAGUCAGAGAUACUUCGCUGUCAAACUUUUACAUCGGUGCUGCAGAUAACUUACAUUUAUCAUACGCGUUACAUUGAGAAGCUUUUGUAAUAGGUAGUUACAGAAGAGUAGCCGGACUAUUUUGCGAUGCGUCAUUCCUUCAAGUCGCACAUAUGUACCAAAUCAUGGACUAGUGUUAUUCCCACGAAAAUGGUUGGAUUUCUUAAUUAAACAUAUCAUAAAUUAU